AUGGGCUUAGUUGAAGCUGCGGCUAAGUCUAUCAAGCGUCAUCAGAAGGACCGGAUGCAGAAACUGUGUGCUCCCCUGGAAUGCUUCGAAGCAUAUCGAUUUACUGUUACUGCCAUUAGCGUGUCUGCAAAGUCGAGCUAUACUGAUGAGUUCAACACGCUCACUAAGGACAUUGCGGAGUUUAUAGAAUCUAGCUCCGGCACAUCAACACAGCCCAAUAAUUCUCCCUGGAAUGGUCGGGUGGACACUCUCGACUCAAUGUACCUCGUCCUGGCUUACUUUUUGACUCUUGUCAGGUGCCCGGACGUCUGGCGCCAGGUUAACGUUGAAUCCCGCCGCUCUCUCUUUCAAAAUAUGCUCUCCUUAGCAACAUCCCAGUAUCACCCGUCUUCGACCCUUGAGACACCUCCAUCUGAGGCAAGGUUCUUACAAGCCUGGGCGAGUGUGGUCUGCCACGAAUAUCUUCUUAAUGCUCCUGCCAUCGCCAUAGACCUGAUUGCUGUCCUAUCGGAACGUGUCAAAGAGGACGCCUCGAAUAGGAGACUUUAUGUUGAGAGUCUUCAGAGAAUUCCUACGGCGCUUAUUACACGCCGUCAGAGGGGACUUCUCCUAGACCUUUUGCAGGAUGUUGUUGUAAAGGAAGGUAGCACGGCUGAAAUCACCGUAGGGUUAUUGUCCCUGAUGGCGAAGCUGGCCGACAUGCCUAAGUCCACGGCAGCUUUAACCAGCGAUUGGGAACCCAUCUGGACAGUGGCUAAAGCUGUCAGUUUACAGGGGACAGAGGUUGACCUGCAGAUCAUGAAAGCAUUUAGAAACUUACAUCGAGCAGUCGUAUCUAAGCUUCUUGUCCUCUCCGAAGAGGAUUGUCGCAGACUAUUCAAGAAAAUGUAUCGCAAAGUUUCGUCAAAGGCAUCCAAAUUGCGGUCUAUUGACCGUAACUCCAUGGAUUGCUUUUUCUUGAGGAUCUCCCUGUCUCAGCUCUGGCUCCAUCGUAAGCGACUUUCUGGUGUUGAUGAGACAGAAUUGGCUGCAUGCCGCCAAAAGUUUUUCGACUUAGUCGUGAUGGAGGUCAAGUCCGUCAAAGAUCAAUGCAAGAAGCAGAAAUUAGAGGAGACUAUUACCUUGAUCAAGAUCCUGGAUGCAUUGGAGGACUUUGAGGACCUGGCGACUGAUCACACUGAAGUUGAGAAGUUCUUGACCAAGAUCGAGAAUUAUGUCGAAAAGUCCGUGGACUCAGGGUCUUCACUGAGAAGGCUCAUCAGGCGUCGUGUCUUGGCUGGUAAAGGCACGGAGAAGAGUAUUACGCUGCCUGUUAUAAGCUGCGCCGAGACACUGCCGCUCCAACACAUGUAUGGCGAAGAGCAGCAGCUGUUCAUUCGAUCAACGACCGCCAGAUUCCAGUCGAUGACUGUGGACCAACUGACUCAAGCAAUCCAAGAUAUCCGAGAACUUGGAUUCGAUGGAGAAAAUGCCGCCUAUCACCUCCUCGUUUCCGGCUUAGCUGUGGCCUCCCUAACCCCUGUCGAAGAUAAGGAAAGCGGCACAGCCAAAGAACUCUCUCUCCUGUGCACCGCUAUCACAGAUUCUGUUCGCCGUAGCAGAUCUAUCGAACAUUUUACACUCGCUACAGAAUGUCUAGAUAUUCUUCUGCGUAACCACACUCGCUGCAUUACUCAGUGGAAUAUCGACAGUCUUCUGGCAUGUGUUGCGGUGUGCGCUUCAAAGGCUGGUCCACUGAUUAGCCCCGAAUAUUCCGCAUCAAUCUAUAUUCGACUAUGUCGGUUGAUGGGUGUGCUCUUUGGUAUUCACCGCCAGAAACUCGGUGGUCGUUUCCAUCUGAUUCUGCCUGCCAUGCAACGACUUCUUAACUGUUUGUUCGCUCGCAGUAAGAAGCGCACAAGGUCAAUGCUAGCCGAGAAGAGAUCCGCUCAGCAACCAUUCUGGUUGGCACCCCUGCAGGCCGCUCACGCCGUGCACUUUACCCGUCUCCUCACAUCACUUUGCGACCCGACCGUUUCCGCGGUGUCGAGGCCCACCCAGACCGGGCUGAGUCACGAAGGGCUGACUGACCAGACCAAGAAAGCUAAGCGUAUCGCAGGUCAGUAUCUUCAGUAUCUUAUCAUGGAGUAUGCGGAGAGCUCCCUGCGCGGCUCACUGGCACCAGAAGUCAAAGCUGCCAUCCUGCCGGGUCUCUACUCCGUUUUGGAUGUGAUGUCGCGGGAUACCAUGCGGGCAUUGAAUGCCGGACUAGAUGUAUCCGGGCGUGCGAUCUUCAAGGGUCUGUAUGAUGACUACGUGAAGUUCGGCAAGUGGAACAAGGGAUGA
Molecule: messenger RNA, 2325 nt
Organism: Aspergillus oryzae RIB40
Lineage: Eukaryota; Fungi; Ascomycota; Eurotiomycetes; Eurotiales; Aspergillaceae
Product: ribosome biogenesis protein URB2
Exons: 1
Coding region: 1-2325 (774 amino acids)
Biological process (GO): ribosome biogenesis
Cellular component (GO): nucleolus
Source: RefSeq, a predicted model, not a curated record